UUUUUCUUUCAUGAGGACAUAAAACAAUAUACUACCUGGGUUAUAUUUAGAUUACUGCCCCAGGGGAAUGGGUACUUAGGAGAAAACCACUAAUCCCUGAUAAUAAAGUACAUGGCCUAUGGGAAAGUUGUCCUUGCCCCUUGUCAUAAUUUACUUAUCCAGUUGCCAAUUUGAAAUCUACAUAGUAUUAGUGAUCUCAAUUUUAAAGCAGCUAUAACUUUCUUAUUGCUUGUCCGAUUUCUUUCAAACUUUCACCAUUCUGUUUAAUUUAUUUUUCUCCUUCCCAACACAACAUUUAAUGGCCAAGGCUGGAUUCCCCUUUAAUAAAUGUGAUUUCUACGGCACCGAAUCCAUUUUAUGCUCAAGGAGCAAAGGUGAAAAUAGAGAAACAAACAGUUCAAAUUUAUAUGCAGAGUUAAAUACAAGAAAUUCUUCAGUGUUACUUUAAAUAAUUUGUUUUAACUUCCCUCUUUUCCGAAGUUUUCAGUGGCAGAAUAGGAGCAGAUCUCCAGCUACCAUCUGUAGAAGCAGCGACAUAACACUAGCAUGGCGUCCCAUUACAGAGACAAGGGUCCCCUUGAUUGCAAGGUCUAUGUCGGUGACCUGGGGAGCUCGGCUGCAAAGCACGAGAUUGAAGAGGCCUUUGGGAAGUACGGCCAUAUCACCAAUGUCUGGAUCGCCAGGAACCCGCCUGGUUUCGCUUUCGUGGAGUUUCUUGAUGACAGGGAUGCAAAUGACGCUGCAAAGUGCAUGGAUGGAAAGUAUCUCUGUGGAAAGCGCGUCCGCGUCGAGAUGUCCAGCGGCAGAUCCAGGCGUCCCAGAGUUCGUGACCGUGAAUACCCGCGGUCCAACUGGGGUGGGGGCGGUGGUGGCGGCGGCGGUGGCGGUGGAGGGGGAUACCCAUCCGGCCGAUACGGUGGAUACAGCGGCGGCGGCUGGAACAGAUCGAGAUACAGCCGGAGCAAGAGUCGAAGCAGAUCUCCUAGGCGCUACCGAUCUCGCAGCAGAUCACCACGCCGUCGAUCGCCAAGUAGAUCACCACGCCGUCGAUCGCCAAGCAAAUCUCCACGCCGUCGAUCACCUGUCUUUAAAAGGAGCAGAUCCCAUUCUCGUGACCGAUCGCGUGGAAAAUCCCGGGAGGGUUCCCGAUCUCACGAACGCUCCAAGGGGCGGUCCCGAUCCCACGACCGCUCCAGAGGGCGGUCCAGAUCCCGCGACCGCUCCAAGGGCCGCUACCGAUCUCGGUCCAAGAGCCCCCGCUACGAGAAGUCCCGCUCCCGAACCCGUUCGCGUUCCCGCACUCCCGAAGAUAACAAGGAUCAUCAUUCCUUCAACGAGGAUAACUCUCCCAGUCACCAGCAAGAAAACGACGGGGACUAAAUGACAAAGUUUGGUGUAAACCAGUCACCUGCUGGACUAUUAGUAUUAUUAGCUCUGCACAGGCCCCGGUAACACAAAACUUUUCAAUUGAUCAUGGAGCUGAUUUUACAAUUGAUCAUACACAAUAAUCAGUGCAAUCAAUCAGAGAAAUCAGUCAGAUGUUCAAUUGCCAAGCUUUGUGUUACAGACCCCAGGAAUCAUCCGGUUCCAGUAGGCAAUGAGAUAAAUAUCCCAAGGAGGGUUUAUGCCUUUUUCAGAGUUUUAAAAAUCAUUUAAUAACAAUAUAAGGACUUCUUCAAAGCUGUUAUCAAUUUGGGAUUUUAUGUGUUCAUGAUUGGAUGAAAAAUUUAAACAAUCAAGGUGCACUUUGAGACAACUUAUUUCUUUGACGAGGUACAUUGCAUGUACAUGUAAUUGAUUUUAAUCGUCAUUCACAAGGCAUGCUGAUCGGCACUCAGUAAUGCACUCGUCAUGCAUGGAACAUGAGCUACCUACAUACCUGCAUAUUUUAAAAAUAUUUUCCCCUAUUGACUCGCCUUUUUUUUUUUGGGGGGGGGCCUUUUUUAAUGACCUCUUGAAUUUUUUUCAAUUAGGAAACAUAAAUGGUAUACAUGUUUGUAUUCGAAAAAUAUAUUUUGUCCGUUUGUAAUGUUGACAUAAUGUAAUCACAAAUCCUGAAUAUUCAAUCCAUAUCUUGUAUAACAACUUCAUAACCCGUUCUCUUGCGUAUAUUUACUCUGUUACAAAGAGCCUAUCCUUAUGCACAUUGAACACUUACUGAUCUGUUCCCUUUUUUAAUUCCUUUGAGAUAUGUAUACACAAUACAAAAUAUACACUCCCUUGUAUAGAUGAUGUCAUUGGACAGGAGGGCUUAAUAGCAUGGUUACUCCUGUUCUAUUAAUAUGUAUUUUUCAGUUCUUUGAAAAACAAAAACUUGGUUAUAGUGUUUUACUUGUAUCCUGGUAAAUAGUUUUCAUGAUCACUCCUGUAAGGAUUUUGAAAUGAGAAUAACUACUUCAUGUCAAAUCAUCUAUGGAUUUAUAUUUUUUCUUUCAUGGAAUAGCUCAGAUUCUGUUUUGCAUUAGAUUUAGCAUAAUUAGCAAAUCAACUCACCAUUGUUGAAUAUGCUGAAAUUGACAAUAUGCCCAUCUUUUUGAUUGGAAGAAUUUGGCAAAACAUUCCUGGUGCUUGCAUGUACCAAAGAUUUUUUUAACAACAUUCAAGAGCUAUCUGAAACAAAGAAACGUCAAAACUCUGACCAAGAUUUACCCAUAUGUAAUGAUGCCCUGAAUCACUUUUGUACAUCCUUUUUGCUUUAUAUUUCCUCCUGCAAUUAUGUUCAUCAUUUUGUGAGCAUUUGGGGGGGGGGGGGGGUGAGGAACCAAAUAGAAGACUUAUUGGUAAGCUCCAAUUAAAAGGACCGUUUCAUUUCUCCUUUAUAAAAAGAAAGAAAGAAUAUGUCUUGUGUACAUAUUACACAUUUCUAUUGCCAAAUAUUGCUUAUCUGUCAUUCAUGUUUUAAUCUAUAUUUGCAUACACUGCAAAAUUCCAGUGUUGAUUUAACACCAGCCUGGAAUCUAUAUAUGUCCACACCGGAGAAGUAUUGCAACACGAGUUUGGAAUCAAACCAAUGCUGUUUUAAUACUAAUUGGUGUUGUAUAAACACCUAUCUGGUGUUAGACCAAAACAAAACUGGUGUUUAACACUUCUCUGGUGUGGACAUAUAUGGAAUUCGGGCUGGUGUUAAAUCAACACUAGAGUUUUUGCAGUGAACAUUCAUUCACCAGUCAAACUUUCCAUUUUACUUGCAUGCUUGGUGUAGAAAGAGAAAUAAUGCAUCAUUAGAGAGAGAAAAAAGGUAUUAAUAUUUGUACUCGCCAUUGUUUAUCAUGAGUGAAAAACUUAUUUGCUGCAAUAAACAAGUAUUUUUGUUACAUGUACAUGUAGUAAAUUGAUUUGGAUACUUCAUUUUUACAUAGAACAAGUUAGUGUGAAGAUUUUGUUAUGUAGGCCACAAGAACAAAAUCUGUUAGCCUCUUUUAGGAAAAGGGAGAAAAAAAAAGAAAUUGUUUUUAAUCAAUUAAAUUUAAUGGCAUAUUUUCAUGAGGUGUUUGUUAAAAUAAAUACCACUAUUUUGUUACAUGUACAUGUAGUAAAUUGAUUUGGAUAAUUCAUUUUUACAUAGAACAAGUUAGUGUGAAGAUUUUGUUAUGUAGACCACAAGAACAAAAUCUGUUAGCCUCUUUUAGGAAAAGGGAGAAAAAAAAAGAAAUUGUUUUUAAUCAAUUAAAUUUAAUGGCAUAUUUUCAUGAGGUGUUUGUUAAAAUAAAUACCACUAUUUUGGGGUCUUUCCCUUGAAGACAUCUUUCUGUUUCUUUUUCUUUCUUUUUUUUUUUUACUAUUAUUAUUAUUACAACCACAAUGGCAAGAGACAUUUCACCCCGAAUUUUUGGGGUUCACCAUUGAAUUCUAUUGUUUGAAACUUUAUUGUAGGUGUUUCUUUAAGGCCUCGUUAUCUGCUCAAAUUGGUAUUACAGCUCACUUGUUUACCUGCAUGCAUAUUUUCAAUUUUCCGCUGGUGGAUACACACAUGCAUAUAUAAACCAUUUGUUACAAAUUUGUUACAUCAUUUAGAUAUAUUACAUGAAUAUGUCAUUGUUUCAUCGUUGUUUUUUCUUCAUUUACGAAUGAAAUAUGUAUUUUAGCAUUACUUUUUAAUUUUGAAUUGAAAUUGAGUAUUCAUGUCCCUAAUGUACGUCUCCUUGAUGAAUUGAUUGUUGUCACUUCCCUCUUACAUCUGUCAAGGCUCCACACUGACUCUUUUUCUUGGUGGCCUGGUCGGUCCUCUGAAAUCAUUAAUUUUACAUUCUUGGUGGCCUGCCAAGCAAACUUGGUGGCCCUAAAACAAUAGAAAACAUUACAAAACUUUGGUAGCCCAACUGGACCACCAAGUGUAGGCUUAUGCAGGAUACUCUCAUUUUUGGUUGCCCUGGGCCACCCGGCCACUGCUAAUGUAGAGUCCUGCAUUUGUGUUUGACAGAACUAGCGUUUUCAUAUCAUGUAUGUAUGUACCUAUUUCAACAUGUGACUGUUAAUUCUUAUUCAGAUUAUCCAGUUACAAUGUAGUAUAUUUCAUGUGCUUUGUUCCUAGUACAUUCACAUGAAGUGAUUGAGGUAAGUGCUGACAGCUGAAGGGAUUUAGGUUAUUUUGUGGGGUAAAAAAUUGGAAAAUCCUUCUUUUUUUUAUUACUAAAAUAUGCAUUCAGAUUUUCUUUCUUAGAUAAGCUCAGUCAUUCAAGAUAAAGAGGUUUUAAAGUUUUGGUUUGUUUUUGAGAUAUAUUUCAGUAAAAAAAAAACAGUAUUCAAAACAAUAAAAAAAAAACAUUUGUAAUGUACCUAUCUAUUUCCCAAGAAAUGGAUAUUAAAACAUAACAGUGUUGUCUUGCAUGGAUUUAAGCGCUUGGAUUGUAUGUAGUUAGUUAAAGUUCAGUUUAGUAAACACUUGAAUUAUUGGCAUGGAACUGAUUAAAAAUAGUCUCACAUUGUCCAUGAAAAUAUCCAUCUGAGAGAGCUGUACUAAAAAUUACAUCAAAGAUUUAUAAUCUGUAACUUGUUUUAGUAAGAAGGAAAUUAUCAUUGCCAAAAUACUUGCACCCUGUUACAUUCAAUAGUAUACAAACAUACAUGGAUCAAUCAGAUUACAGAACAUUCUUGGGAGUUGUAUAAUGAGCAACAAUUUGUGAGACAAUGCUCGUAAGAAUUUUAAAAUCUUUGUCAUCAUUCAUAAAUGUAUGAAUUAUUUGAUAUUCUGAAUUUGUUAUUCCUUUUUUUUUUUUGGGAGGGGGGAGUGAUAAUAUUUUAACAAAUAAGGAUAAUUCAUGUACUUGUAGUAAUUAUUUUAAAUUUCCUUUUUACUGUUUUUAUUAUGUGGGGGGGGGGUGUUCAUGUAAAAUCAUUUCUAUUUGUGAUCACUAAUGAUUUCAACUCUUAAUUUCUUAGUCAUACAUGAUUCCAAUUUGUUUUUAUGUGUUUUUUUUGUGUGUGCAUGUAUAUCCUGAAGAAUAUUGGUAUAUACUUUGGAUAUUUUUAAUCCUUCAAAGUAAUAAGAAAAUAUGAGAAAAGAAUAACUGUAAUUUCAGUUCCUUGUAAGCAUAAGGCCUAUCCCUGCCGUUAAUUUCAUUCAAAUUUUAAGAUCACUUUUUUAUGCCAAGUUAUGCGAGUUACAAUGGUAGUUGGCAUUAUUUUUUUAUUCAGGGGUGUGAGAUUUCAGAUUUUUUUGGUUUUGAUUUUCAGCUUAAUUUCAGCUUAUUUUUGGCUUUCCUCUGUACAAAAUGUAUGGGAGCUCUUUCUAUUUCAGACUUUUUCAACACAUUUCAGCUUUUUUCAGAUCUUUUUAUUUGUGACCACUCACACCCCUGUUGAUUGUAAUUUGUUUUAAUUUCUUUUAUGAUCACUUUAUUGUCUUUUUCUCUUAAAUCGUACCUGUGUAUGUAGUGUGUGUUGCCUGACUUCAUUCAAUUUUAUGUUUAUAGAUUGUAUCUUUGCACUGUAUGCAUGGUUUAAAGGAACUUGAUCAUAACUUUAAGAUCCUGUUGCAUUGUGGGUCAUUGUAAUCCACAAGAUGUACGUGAACCUGAUAGAGAUGUGUUUUAAUGUGAUUUCAAGAUAUCCAUGUUUUAAGUAGGUUAACACUGAAUGAACACUUUGUGAAAGAUCCCCCCGGUGUUACAUGUAGUUGACACCAAGAUUGAUUUAGUGUUCAGUGUCAAGGAUACAAUAGUGGCAAUGACUGUAUCAGUUCUGAGCUUGGUGUUGGUUUACACCAAGAUUGAUUUAGUGUUCAGUGUCAAGUAUACAAUAAUAGCAAUGUAUCAUAUAAUCAACACCACUCCUAACACCAAAUGAAAGGGCAUUGAUGGAUGCCUUAUUUUUGUGUUGCUAUGAAUGUACACUUUUUUUUAGAAACCAAUCUACUUUUGAUGCCAAAACUUUUAUUUUUUACUGGUGUAUGAAGGGGACUCUUUGACACAAAAAUAUACAAUCAAUAUUACAAUUAAUUAUAACUAUUUGUUUCUGGCUUGUCAUUGAUGAAUAGUUAUGUUUGAUUGUAUGAUUGAUUGUAUCCUGUGUGUGUAACAGGGUCCUGAUAACCUCAUUGAUAUAUUAAGCACUGUAAACGAUGCCAUCUUCACAAAACACUGGAUUGCAUCUGGCUAUUCAUUCAGUUGUAACCAUUAUGUAAUGUAUGUGCCAAUUUAAAUGUAUAACAAGGGUUCAUUCAUGUAUAGGCUUGUUUCAUUUUUAAAAGGGUGUUGACUGUAUUUUUUUGUGACUUUUUUUCUUGCAAUAGUGGAGGUGGAUUGGUGGAAUAAAGUAUUUUACACGUAA
Molecule: messenger RNA, 6768 nt
Organism: Lytechinus pictus (painted urchin)
Lineage: Eukaryota; Metazoa; Echinodermata; Echinoidea; Temnopleuroida; Toxopneustidae
Product: serine/arginine-rich splicing factor 7-like
Exons: 5
Coding region: 547-1380 (277 amino acids)
Biological process (GO): positive regulation of mRNA splicing, via spliceosome
Cellular component (GO): spliceosomal complex
Molecular function (GO): RNA binding
Source: RefSeq, a predicted model, not a curated record